AUGUUCCAUACACAACCAACCGGUUUCUACGGCCAACUCGUGACUCAGCCGCCACCUCCCCCUCAUCCCAUCGCCGGCGUUUUUGCUGUCAAUGAGGUUUCCUACGCAUUUGGCCAACAGCAGUCAGCCGCACUCCCACCUAUUCAGUCCCUGCCAGUCACAGAGGCUGCAGCAGUGACGGUGAAGCCUGAUGGAAGCCUACCGGAGGCUGAAACCUGCUGUAGAUGUCGUGGGCUUGCUACAACAGAAGAGCCCUUCCUAGUCUGCAAGGAAUGUGGCAUUCAAGUUCCCACUACCUCCGGGAUAUCCUGCUCAGAAUCCACUAUCGUUUCGGGACCAGAUGUUGAGGAUUAUGGUUUCUCAAUCAACUCCAAGAUUAGGACAGACUCACUCUCAAUCUUGGUCUCAACCUCUCCAUACGACCCGUCAAAGCGAUCAAUCUACCCCACUCAACUUUUCUUGCUCCUCCUCUGCAACCCACGGAAGAAGUUUACCGUCCACAACCUCUUCAAAAUUGGCUAG
Molecule: messenger RNA, 522 nt
Organism: Dibothriocephalus latus
Lineage: Eukaryota; Metazoa; Platyhelminthes; Cestoda; Diphyllobothriidea; Diphyllobothriidae
Source: the annotation of a GenBank genome assembly